Aspergillus wentii DTO 134E9 is the source of this 383-nucleotide messenger RNA. RefSeq lists its product as uncharacterized. Lineage: Eukaryota; Fungi; Ascomycota; Eurotiomycetes; Eurotiales; Aspergillaceae. The transcript is spliced from 3 exons. The record is from RefSeq and is a predicted model, not a curated record. Bases 119 to 319 code for a protein of 66 amino acids.
GUUGCAUCUCGAGACGCAUUUUUAAGGUUCUUCUUUUUGUAUAUCCGUGAAAGUUUUAAUUAUACAGAAUGAUAUCUCCGCUGCCUUAUCGGUAUUAUCCGCGAAGACACCCCAAGCAAUGCCUACAUCGUUGUCCAUAAUACAAACACCUACGCCAACUGGUACGAGACAGCGCGUAUCUAUCCUUCGGCAAAAUUGUCUUGUGCGUGAUCAUCAUCGAUAUGCUUCGAACCGACUGGCAAUUCAUAUGAGUAUAAAAUCGAUUCACUCGAGACCUCUUUUCUACGCGAUCCUCUAUUUCCCACCAUCCGCACUAUGAAACUCACGGUGCGAGCGAAUAUAUAGAGAAAAUUCUUCGAGAUAUGGAGGACGUAGAUGUGAAA